AUGCUUCUUACAGCUUUUCUGCCACUUCUUCUUCUUCAGGUAAUCUUAAGACUCGUAACCUCAAAAGAGCUCAGUCACGCCUCUCUCUCUCUCCUUCCAUGGCGGCUGCUGGAAGAAUUUCGAGGGGGUUCGUCAAGCUCCUAUCGUCGCCUAAUCCCAUCGCUUCCCCAGCUCGUCUAAUCUUCCAUCGCGGACUCGCUUCCACGCUCUUCGUCAAAGGUAUAGCUUUUGACACGACUGAAGGCAAGCUAGCAGAAGCAUUUUCAAAGUUUGGCCAAGUUGAAGGAGCUAAAAUAAUAAUGGAUAAAGUAAAAAAUAGAUCAAAAGGUUUUGGAUAUGUGACCUUUGCUGUGGAGGAGGAUGCCCGGAAAGCCUUGACUGACAUGAAUGGGAAGUUGCUAGAUGGGCGUGUAGUGUUUGUGGACAUGGCAAGAGCCCGAAGAAAUGUUGCUGAUUCCGUUCCAAAAGCCAGGCGACCUACUGAACCUCCCAUUAACGAUUGACUCAAUUUUUGUUCUUCCUCUGUCUAUAUGUGUAAUGUAGUUAGAGAACCGAUGCAUCAUUUAGUCAAUACACUCUAUUUUACUUGGUUUCAUACUGUUCACUAUUUUUGCUGACCUUUUUUUCAUUUAUUUGUGGCUUGCAAAUGUACUUCCUGUUGCUUCAUAAGCAUGCCAUUUGCUUAAGGCACAUCAUCUUUUUCUUCAUAUUUGUGUUGUCAUAUCGAGAGCUUUUUGACAUUGAAGAAUAUCAGUGCAGAUAAUAUCAGUGCUCAAAAGUCUGAAAA
Molecule: messenger RNA, 787 nt
Organism: Eucalyptus grandis
Lineage: Eukaryota; Viridiplantae; Streptophyta; Magnoliopsida; Myrtales; Myrtaceae
Product: small RNA-binding protein 11, chloroplastic
Exons: 4
Coding region: 99-503 (134 amino acids)
Molecular function (GO): RNA binding
Source: RefSeq, a predicted model, not a curated record